CCACCCCCUUUCGUCGCUCCACGCCACCAGGCCGCGCACAUGCGCAGCACCCCGCAAAUACACGCCGACCGGCUGGCCGAUCGGCGAAAACCCACGGCGAAAUUGGGCGAGACGUGCGGUGCUGGGAGACGGACGGGCCUUCCGCUCCCAUCCAUCCAUCCAUCACUCCUCGUCCCGUCGCCUCCCGGCCGGCGCCUUUCACGUGCUGCUUUCCUCUCCUGCCCGCGAAACAGAAAUUAGGCCUCGCCCAGCUGUACACGCCCGCGAAAAGGAGAGAGCGCGCCGGGAUUUAACCCCGCGACUCACCCGCCCCCCGGCCGGACGGGCAAACACACGUACAUACCUCGGCACCGCAGGUCUCAUCGUUUCCUUCCGCUGGAGAUCGACAUGGGAGCCGAGCAGCAGCACCAGGCCGCCGGGGGCAGCAGGUUCGCCGUGGCGUUCGGCCUGCUGCGCCAGUACAUGAGGGAGCAGCCUGGCGUGGUCACCGUGGGCCUCUCGCCGGGCGGCGGCGACGGCGUCGAGGCGGUGGCGCCCGAGCAGCGGAUCCGGACCAUGGAGCUCUUCCCCCAGCAGGCCGGCACGGUCAGGGGCUCGCACGAGAGGACGGGGCCUGAGAGAGCGCCGCUCACCAUCUUCUACGGCGGGAGGACGUUCGUGUUCGACGACUUCCCCGCCGAGAAGGCCAGGGAGCUCAUGCAGCUCGCCGGCUCCUUCUGCGCGCCGCCGCCCGCCCCCGACGCCGAGCCCGCCUGCCAGAACGCGCCGGGGCAGCCUUGCUUGUCAGACCUGCCGAUCGCGAGGAAGGCGUCGCUCCACAGGUUCCUGGCGAAGAGGAAGAGCAGGCUCACCGCGGCAGAUCCGUACCCGGCGCCGUUAGCGGCGCCGGGGGCCGGGGCGGCCAAGGAGACGGCCGGCAAGGCUGCGCCGGAGGACGGCGGCGCGCCGUGGCUCGGCGUCAACCCCGCGCUCCAGCUCAACUGAAGGAUUUGAUGAGCCGGGGAGAGGAAUAAAUCACUGCCUCACUGCUUCUCCACGUAGUACUACUAGUACUAUGUACUGCUACGUGGAUCCUUGAUUGUUGCCGUUUUUAUCUUACGCCCGUUAAUUGGCUGCGUCAGGGCAAUCAACUGCAUGGCGCUGGCUAAAUAUAUAUAGCACGUAUGUUCUUCAUCUGUUUGAGAAUUCUUUGGUGUCGAAUAAAAGAACUCUUUCAUGCUGAA
This is a messenger RNA of Triticum aestivum (bread wheat), 1223 nucleotides long. RefSeq names its product protein TIFY 11c. The record is from RefSeq and is a predicted model, not a curated record. Bases 388 to 984 code for a protein of 198 amino acids. Gene Ontology annotation, cellular component: nucleus. Gene Ontology annotation, biological process: response to wounding; regulation of jasmonic acid mediated signaling pathway; regulation of defense response. Lineage: Eukaryota; Viridiplantae; Streptophyta; Magnoliopsida; Poales; Poaceae. The transcript is spliced from 3 exons.